This is a messenger RNA of Caenorhabditis briggsae, 1551 nucleotides long. The record is from RefSeq and is a predicted model, not a curated record. Gene Ontology annotation, biological process: protein dephosphorylation. NCBI's taxonomy places the organism in Eukaryota, Metazoa, Nematoda, Chromadorea, Rhabditida, Rhabditidae. Gene Ontology annotation, molecular function: protein tyrosine phosphatase activity. The transcript has 7 exons. The coding region runs from base 1 to 1551 and encodes 516 amino acids.
AUGGAUGUAAAAGCGGUCGAUCAAAAGCAUAAACGAGUGAAAUCGAAUAAGCAUAAAAGAAAAAAGAGAGCUCCGAGUAAAGUUGGAAAGCAGCACAAAAGUAAAGGAACUCAUCACAAAAAGGGGCGAAAACCAUCGAAAUCUCGCUCGAAGAGCAAAAAGAAAUCGGGAUUUUUGUGCUGCCGAAAGAAGCAGAAGAAACGAAGAAAGAGUAAAAGUAAAACUACAAAGAAGCAACCGAAGAGCAAGCCGAUUAAACAGUUGGCACCGGUGCCAAAUGAGCAUCUCGGAGGCGUUGUUCUUGUGAAGAAUGGAAAGACUCCAACAGGAGGAACUCCGGCUGCUCAAACACCAAUAACACCACAAAAACAAGAAAAAGCUUCGUCAGAACCACUAACACCAGAGAAAGACGGAGUGAAAGCCCCAAAAACUCCACAAUCUGGAGAGGAGGUAAAACUGUCGAAAAAGAAAAUCGGCAGUGAUAAAGAUGGUGAUAAAGAAGAAAAAGUGGAGAAUAACAAAAUGGGGGAAAAUGAGAAAGAUGAUGAGGCACAUUCAGAUGCAAAAGAAGAGGUUGAAAAAGCAGGGGAAAAGAGAAAAAAGAAGAACACGGAAAAUAUGAAUCUGGAUAAACUAUUGGAUGAGGUAGAUAAAGCUGAGAACAAAAUAAGUAUUCUGAAGCCGUUCGCCGAGAAAGUGGUAUCUCCAGAUUCGACUGUUGCAGCUAAUCAUUUCUCCCAAGUUUCAUGCUACAUCCCACCUCAUGUCACCAAACGACAUUUUGUGGCCAACAUGAGCAAAAAUCGUUUCGCCGAUGUCAUAUGUCUAGAUCACUCUCGUGUCAAAUUGGCUGAUUCCUCCUAUAUCCAUGCUAACUGGUUCGAUGUGAAUAGUCAAAAAAGAACAAUUUUGACCCAGUUCCCCCUACCACAUACUGCUUCUGAUUUCUGGCAAAUGGUGAUUGAACAGAAGGUUAAGUGUGUGCUUCUGAUAAUGACAGACCAGGAAUACAAGCAUUUCGGAGGAAAUCUCAUAUUCUCGCAGAAUCAAGACUUUUUGAGUUUUGAAGACCGAUCGAUUCGAGUUGGAGAGUUUAAGGAAAUCGAGUUGGGGAAAGGAUGGGUUCUAAAAGUGAUCAGUGUCACUAACGGAAGCUACAAGUCAUUUGUUCACAUCCAUCACUACAAGAACUGGCUUCACGAUUCGGCUCCAAGCGAUUCGAAACAGAUUUGGCAGGUGCAGUCGUACCUUCAGAAGUACACAGAUCCGCACGUCUACAUGAGUCUAUCUGGGUGUGGAAGAGCCGGAACGUGGGCUCUUUUCGAAACAGUCAACGCAGGACUUCACUGUGAACAGCCGACAUUCAAUAUGAUCAAAUCUCUGGAAAAUCUGCGUCAUGGACGACUCCAUUCUGUUCAAAAUCUUGCUCAAUUCUCGUUUGUCUACACAAUGAUUGCUGAUAAAAUUCUUGGCAAGGCUCCGCCCACAGAAAGCAGCAAGGAUCAAGAGAGCAGUACAGUGGCAGCUUUGAGACAACUAACAAUUCAAUGA